GGCCAGCCUCCAAGUGCGGGCGGGGCGGGGCCAGGUAGAACUGCCUGGCCCGGCGAAGGGACAAUGCGGUGCUGCCGCGCCUGCAGAUUCGACGCAGCCCGAGGCCCUUGGCGGCUUAUGCGCGUGGGCCUCGCCCUCAUCCUGGUGGGCCACGUGAACCUGCUGCUGGGGGCCGUGCUGCAUGGUACCGUUUUGCGGCAUGUUGCCAACCCCCGAGGUGGCGUCACCCCAGAGUACACCACGGCCAAUAUCAUCUCUGUGGGCUCAGGGCUGCUGAGUGUUUCCUUGGGACUUGUGGCCCUCAUGGCAUCCAGGAAUCUCUUUCGCCCACGACUGCACUGGGCCCUGCUGGCAGUAGCUCUGGUGAACCUGCUCUUGUCCGCUGCCUGCUCCAUGGGCCUCCUCCUCGCUGUGUCACUUACUGUGGCCAAUGGUGGCCGCCGGCUCAUUGCCGACUGCCAUCCAGGACUGCUGGAUCCUUUGGUACCACUGGAUCAGGGGUCUGGACACGCUGACUGCCCCUUUGACCCCACAAGAAUCUAUGAUACAGCCUUGGCUCUCUGGAUUCCUUCUCUGCUCAUGUCCGCAGUGGAGGCUGCUCUCUCAGGUUACUGCUGUGUGGCAGCCCUCACCCUCCUUGGGGUUGGACCGUUCAGGAAGGAAAGGCUACAGGGGCAGCUGGAGGAACUGAGAGAGCUUGAACAUCCUAAAUGUAAUAGGCAGGAUAGUGAGCAGCUGCUGGGUCAAACUCAAGAAAUCCAGGCAUCACAGAAAAGCUGGGUUUAGGACAGGUGCUGCUAAUCCAAAGACUCAGUCCACACGGCUUUCCACUGACCUCUAGGAUGACAUAAACAUUGUAAUAAAAGAACUUUUCUUCUA
This is a messenger RNA of Phyllostomus discolor (pale spear-nosed bat), 879 nucleotides long. RefSeq names its product keratinocyte associated protein 3 (gene KRTCAP3). The transcript has 7 exons. Bases 64 to 786 code for a protein of 240 amino acids. The record is from RefSeq and is a predicted model, not a curated record. Lineage: Eukaryota; Metazoa; Chordata; Mammalia; Chiroptera; Phyllostomidae.